Molecule: messenger RNA, 1239 nt
Organism: Quercus lobata
Lineage: Eukaryota; Viridiplantae; Streptophyta; Magnoliopsida; Fagales; Fagaceae
Product: F-box protein CPR1-like
Exons: 1
Coding region: 1-1239 (412 amino acids)
Molecular function (GO): protein binding
Source: RefSeq, a predicted model, not a curated record
AUGGAAAUCUCUCAUCCAAAACCCAACCUUCUUUCCAACCAUCUCCACCACUCCUCCAACAACAACAACAAACACCCCCUACUCCUCUUCAGGCUCUGCUCUUCGGAGCUCGUCGAAGCAAUUAAUAAGUGGAAUGUUGGGGAAAAUGAAAAAGAACAUUGCGUUUUGCAUUUUGACAACCAAGAUUUCAAGGAGUACACCAGGUUUGAUGACUUCCCUUUUCAUGGUCAAAGCUAUGGCGGAAUAUUUCAUGUAGUGGGUACUUGUAAUGGCCUCAUCUUCCUUGCUGAUGAUUUAUAUGGGUACCAUUAUAAGUUCUUUCUCUUGAACCCUCGUGUUAGAAAGUUUGUCAAACUUCCUAAACCCAAUAUUUCCUGCUUUUCACAUGGCGGCUACAACGCCUCUGUUGGGUUUGGAUUUGAUUCCAAAACCAAUGACUAUAAGGUGGUGAGGUUUGUGACACUUGAAGAAAAAGGCCAAAAGGGUAAGUCUCCUCCGGAGGUGGAGGUUUACUCACUCUCCACUGGAAAAUGGAGAAUGGUUACUGCUUUGCCUCCUAUAGUUGCUGCACGUGGUCGUGAGCCGGGGGCAUUUGUCAAUGGGGCUCUGCAUUGGGUUGCUUUGAGGAAGACUGGGAACAAAUUUCUUAAUUUUGUUAUGGUGUUUGAUUUGGGGGAAGAGGUCUUCCGUGAGAUAGCGCUGCCGAAACUUUCAGAUCAAAAUGGAGAUGAGUAUUGGGUGAGGGUAUCUAUUUCAGCAUAUGGGAAUUCCCUUGCCCUGUUUCAACGGGGGUUUAUUCACUGUCUCAGUAUAUGGGUGAUGAAAUACUAUGCGGAUGCGUCAUCAUGGACCAAAAUUAUAAGUUUGGCUGAUGAAGGUCUCAUAGAGGGCAUACCAAGGUCACAUUGUAUGCGUAAGGCAAUAUGUUUUAGGAAGAGUGGUGAGGUUAUUCUGGAAAUGUAUGGAGGAUACCUUGUCUCACGAGACCUUAAGACCCAAGAGAUUAAAGAUCUUAGGAUUCGUGGAUAUGGAUAUACUUUUGUUGAUUCUUAUGUUGAGAGCCUAGUUUUACUUGACAAACCCAACCAACCCAGCCAACUAAUGAAAAGACAGAAAAGAAAGAGGAACAACAACAGGCAAGAUAAAUUUUAUUGUCAAGCUUGUUUUUAUGGUUUUCCAUUUUGUUCUUCAUAUAUACCUGGCUUUGAUUGUGAGUACGAUAUGAAUGUAAUUCUAUAA